Messenger RNA from Effrenium voratum, 907 nucleotides. The record is from the annotation of a GenBank genome assembly. Lineage: Eukaryota; Dinophyceae; Suessiales; Symbiodiniaceae.
GGCUCGGCCAGCAACUUGCAGUUGCUUGUGCCAUGCUCUGCAUCUCCUUCGCGUGCGGGAGUUGCUCACUUGCAGAUACCUGCAAGCACCAGACUCAUUCCACGGAGCUGAUUGAGACAGCAGUUCCGGAUGGACCGAAUGGGCGCGAGAAGCUUGUUUCAUUUCUCGAGGAUGUAGAGACAUUCCCAAUUGCAGAGUUUUCUACUAGGGCACCUUUCAGCUCGAGGCACAAUAGCACGCGGGCCAAAGGCGUGGGCAUGUCCACGUCCAAGACGGACCUCAUUGUCCAACUGCAGCGCAGAAAACAAACGCAAACAAAAGUGAGGCUGCUGAAGUUCCUUGAGAACAAUGGCUUCAAGAACAAUUUCAAGAACAGCUUCAACAUCAACUGCAGGAGGGCUUCUUGUUUCGGGCUCUGGUACACAUACCCUUUGCAUGAGGCUUGCAAGCAAAAGAAUGCGGACAUGGUCGCGUCGCUGAUGCGGUUCGGAGCUGACCCAUGGCUCACGGAUUCCAGGGGUUUGACCGCUUGGGACGUGGCACCUUUCAAGGUUCGCCAGCGGCUAGAGGCCGCUGCGAUGUCUUGGCAAGUGAGAGGCUUCGACUCUUUUUUCAGGAGCCUUGAGCUUGAUCCUUUGGUCAGGAAAACCAUGUAGCACAUGGUACGUCGUUUGACGCUGCAUGCUCCUAGGGCAAGUUGUAACGAGCUCGCUCGAGCUCAAACCCAUGAAGAUGCUUUGCUUCAGGAUGCCUGAUUUCCGGUUGCCCUGCGACAUUGUGGCUGAGACUGAGAGCGGCUAGCGGGCUGAAAGCUCAAAAGCGGCUGAGACUGAGAGCGGUGAUUUCGCCGAUCAGUUUCAUGUUUCAACCGGUUCCCAUCCCUCAGGGGUGUGUGUGUGUGUGUGUC